Messenger RNA from Trichomonas vaginalis G3, 576 nucleotides. Its product is annotated as organellar and viral DNA polymerase type B. The record is from RefSeq and is a predicted model, not a curated record. Bases 1 to 576 code for a protein of 191 amino acids. The transcript has a single exon. Lineage: Eukaryota; Parabasalia; Trichomonadida; Trichomonadidae. Gene Ontology annotation, molecular function: nucleic acid binding; nucleotide binding.
AUGUCGAAGAGAAUAAUGUGUGAAGUAUUCUGUACUGCUGAAGACUUAGGAAUGGACAUCUUUUAUAGCGAUACCGACAGUAUGCAUCUCUACAAUGAAGAUAUCCCUCGUUUAGCUGAAGAGUUUGAGAAACGUUAUGGAAGAGUUCUCAUUGGUAAAAACCUUGGUCAAUUUCAUAGCGACUUUGCAGAAAUCACACCUGGAAAACAAAGUUUAGCAUACAAGUCAAUAUUUUGUGGAAAGAAGACUUACAUAGACUUACUCACUAACGAUUUAAAUGAAGUUGCAUUCCAUGCACGUUGCAAAGGUGUCAAACAAGACGUCCUUGCUUUAACAGCUAAUGAAAUGUUUCCUGAAGCUAUACAAUGCUAUUACAAUGAAGAUAAAGGUUUAAUGGUUCCGCAAGGAAAAUUUGACAAAGACUCUGAGUUCAGUGUUAUGAAACUUUACAAAGCACUUCAUGAUGGUCAAGAGAUUGGAUUUGACUUAUGUAAGUCUUCUAGUCCUUGCUUUGCUGAAAAGUUUAACUUUUCUAUUCAGACUAAGACUUCAUUCAUAAGAAAGCUUAAGUUCUGA